This is a messenger RNA of Trifolium pratense (red clover), 1206 nucleotides long. Its product is annotated as ras-related protein RABE1a. The record is from RefSeq and is a predicted model, not a curated record. Gene Ontology annotation, cellular component: plasma membrane. Gene Ontology annotation, biological process: regulation of exocytosis; protein secretion. The coding region runs from base 238 to 888 and encodes 216 amino acids. The transcript has 8 exons. Gene Ontology annotation, molecular function: GTPase activity; GTP binding. NCBI's taxonomy places the organism in Eukaryota, Viridiplantae, Streptophyta, Magnoliopsida, Fabales, Fabaceae.
UUUUCGAUAAUUCUCCAUUUCCUUUUUAGAUCUCGACUUUCUUCUCUUCCUCAUCUUCCAUUUUCCCUCACUUCAUCAUAACUUCACUCUCCACUUUUUCUUUUUUCAAUUAAUAAUUAAAUAUUCUAAUCUCAAUUAAUUAAUUAAUUAAUUAAUUAAUUAAUUACUCUAAAGCACAGCAGCAACCAUCGUGGAUCAGAUUAGGUUUUUGGUUUUUCAAUUAUCGCUUUGAUCUCGAUGGCUGCUCCACCUGCUAGAGCUCGAUCCGAUUACGAUUAUCUAAUAAAGCUUCUCCUCAUCGGUGAUAGCGGUGUGGGUAAAAGUUGUCUUCUAUUGCGUUUUUCAGAUGGUUCAUUCACAACUAGUUUUAUCACUACCAUCGGCAUUGAUUUCAAAAUAAGGACCAUAGAGCUUGAUGGUAAGCGAAUCAAAUUGCAAAUAUGGGACACAGCUGGUCAAGAGAGGUUUCGAACCAUUACAACUGCUUAUUACCGUGGAGCAAUGGGUAUUUUGCUAGUGUAUGAUGUCACUGAUGAGUCAUCUUUUAACAACAUCAAGAAUUGGAUUCGCAACAUUGAGCAGCAUGCUUCUGACAACGUCAACAAGAUAUUAGUGGGGAACAAGGCUGACAUGGAUGAAAGCAAAAGGGCUGUUCCAACUUCAAAAGGUCAAGCUCUGGCAGAUGAAUACGGUAUCAAGUUUUUCGAAACUAGUGCAAAAACGAACAUGAAUGUGGAUGAGGUUUUCUUUUCAAUAGCCCGGGACAUCAAACAAAGACUUGCAGAAACCGACUCAAAAGCUGAGCCCCAGACACUCAAGAUUAACCAACCAGACCAGGGAGCUGGGUCUGCUCAAGCCACACAGAGACCGGCUUGCUGUGGUUCUUAGAAGAAACUCUAGCAACUCCAAAUUAACUGCAGAACUUAAUUUGGUCAACGACUUUCAUCAAUCUUGUAUUGAUCUUUUGUUAUUUCACAGUUGCUACUUAUUGGGUGUGAAUGGUAGAUCCUUCUUAUGUUGGGAAAUUAAUCAUAUAUCUAUUUAUUGCUGUAUCUGUUUUUUUUUUUCCUUUAUUUUUUCAGGAGCCUUGACUAUGCGCAAUCUUUGCUAAAAUGACCUACUUGGUGCUCCAAUAUAUUGCUAUUUGCUACAAUUAAUAUUUCAGAAUCUUAAUGGUACUAUGAUUCAAAGUUCAAACUUGAUACA